GGCGCAGCGGAGCCACAAGGCGCUCCCAUGAGGAGCGCGCCAGUGCUGGCAGCCACGUUUGAGUAUAACAGUAGAAACUCUGGAGAAGGAGCCUGGCAGCGGCGACGCAAAGAGGCUAGUUCAAGAUGAACGUCAUAGAAGCCAGCUCAAUUACCACAGCCCCAUUGAACUUCGGCCUGGACUUCAGAAAUGCCACCUCUGUGCCUUUGAAUGAAACUGUAUGUGAAAAUUGGAGAGAGAUCCAUCACCUGGUUUUUCAUAUGGCCAAUAUUUGUUUUGCAGUUGGGUUGGUUAUUCCAACUACGUUUAAUCUUCAUAUGAUUGUCCUACGAGCUAUGCUGACAAUGGGGUGUGUACUUUUUAUCAUCUGGGCAGCCCUUUUUCGCUGUGCGGUGGAUAUGGUAAUCUGGAAUAUGGUAUUCCUUGUUGUCAAUCUUCUGCAUUUUAUAUUCUUGCUGUACAAGAGGAGGCCGAUAAAAAUAAAUAAAGAGCUCAGUAGCCUGUACAAGAGAAUGUUUGAACCACUCCAUGUUCCUCCAGAGCUAUUCCAAAGAUUGACAGGACAGUUCUGCGAUAUUCAGACUUUAAAAACAGGUCAAGCAUAUGCUGCAGAAGAUAAAACGUCAGUGGAUGAUCGAUUAAGUAUUCUACUAAAAGGAAAAAUGAAGGUCUCCUAUAGAGGACAUUUUCUGCAUAAUAUUUACCCAUGUGCCUUUAUAGAUUCUCCUGAAUAUCGAUCAACUCAGAUGAAUCGGGGUGAGAAAUUCCAGGUAUCAAUUACUGCUGAUGAUAACUGCAAAUUCUUAUGUUGGUCCAGAGAGAGACUUGCAUUUUUUCUAGAAUCAGAGCCAUUUCUUUUUGAAAUAUUUAAGUAUCUUAUUGGAAAGGAUAUUACAAACAAGUUAUACUCAUUAAAUGAUCCAACCCUAAGUGAUAAGACAUCCCAAAAAAUAGAUCGCCAGCCCAGCCUCUGUUCCCAACUGUCUGUGAUGCAAAUGAGGAAUAGCAUGGCAAGCUCAAGUGAUAGUGAAGAUGGAUUACAACAUUUUCUGCGUGGAACUUCUACUGCAUCUACCCUUCGCCAACCAUCUCCUUGUUUAAGAACAUCAUCCAAAAUGAAACCAAUUGAAGAAAGUGUGGAAGAUGAUGUCUUUGAAGCUCCAUCUGCCGCACCAUUUAAAGGUCAUGAGUGACUUCACAGGACGUUCAUGCAUUGGUUCAGAAGAACUGCAACUGUAGAUGAUGGCAUUGUUUGUGUUUUAAUUUUAUCCAUCUUUUGACUUUGUAGUAUCUAUGAGCAAACUUUUACCGCACUCAAAAUGUACUAACUUCCACUCCAAAGAUCUUGUUUGUUUCAGUACAGCUAAAAGAACUGUUUAUGCUUGAAAGAAUUGAAUAUGUGGAACUAUAUGAGGAAUGGAGGAACUAUAUAUACAUAAGGCAUUUGUGUACAUAUCUGGUCCAUGUGCUAAAGAAAACGACAGCUUUCACAUCAUCUGGAGAGCUACAUGUGCCUUAAGUGUAGGCCAGGGCUGUCAAACUUGCGGCCUGCAGGCUAAAUGUAUCAUGCACUGGCCAUGCCCACACCCGGUUUAGCGAAGGGGAAAAAAGUCCUGAUACAUCACGUGACGCCGUCGUGAUGACAUGAGUUUGACACGCCUGGCCUAGGCACAUAUGGGUGUUAGCAUUCAUUUACAUUGCAACGAACCCUGUGGAUUAUAUGAAAAGUAGUCGCAGUAAAGUAUAUGUUUAUUUUAGCUUUUUAGGCAAUAAGUACGAUGUGAUUCUAAGGAGACUUAGCAGUGAUACAUCUGCACAAUAUGGAAAAUGUAGGUUUACUACAUUAUUGACCUGUAUCUUGAAUAUCAAAAUCCUGGCAGCAGUAACCUACUUGUUAAACUAGCAAGGGAGAGGGUAGUUUCUAGCAUCCUUUCCUGUCUUGAACUGGAAAAUGAUUACUACUUCAAGAGCAAAAGUUCUGAUUAGGUAUUGUGUAGUAUUCCAGUCACAUUCUGACAUGUGUACAAGUGAGUCCUCAUUUUUCCUCACUUCCUUACGGUGUCAGUAGGGUUGAUUCCAGCAUACUUUUACACAUAAUUCUCUCUUGGUGGACUGGAAACUAAUAAUGUUACAAUUAACUAAUGAUUAUAGUUCUUUUUGAUCUGUGUGUGUGUGUGUAUACGCACGCACACAUGCACACCUUUAGGAGUGGCACAGUUGUGUUCAUAUAUUCAAAUAAGGUGUCUACUCUAAUUAAAUUUGAAGCCAAAGUUGUUAGUAACUUUAAAACAAUAGACACCUUUCAAUAUCAUUUAUUUAUUGAAUUUAUGGGGGUUGUUUUUAUUGUAUUUAGUGAAAAUUUGACACUAACACCACUGAGUUACAAACUAAACCUAUUUUAUAUAUAAAUAAGCAAGAAUGCUUCCUAAAAACAGAAUCCACCCAAGCAUACUAUUCUUUUCAAGUUUAUAUUAGUUUAGGAUUACUGGCACCAAAGUUAAACUGAAUGUACUUAGCAAAAAAAUAAUAGAAAGAUUGAGAUGGUCUCUUUCCAUCCUAAUUUAUCUAAAACAUAAUGGAAAGAGAAUAUCUCUCCUUGAAGGAGAUGGGCGGAAACAUGAAAUACAAAUAAAUUAAAUAAAUAAAGGAGCACUGUGAACAAUGAUAAACUCUUCUAUUCCCAUUUUUUUAAUUUUUACAAUACUAAGCUUUAUUUUUUUUCACUGAAAUGGAUAGAUAACAAUAUCUAUUGACUUUAUUGUAAUUAUAGCUGAUUCAGAAAAUAACUAGAAAUAGUCAUCUAUGGGGCUUGUACUGAGAAGCAUCUUAAGGAAAAAGCUCUGAGGUAAAAGAAAAUACAUUUGUUAUGACAGAUGGCUCUAAAAUCAGCAAUUAUUUAUGUGAUAGCUAUCUUUGAAGAUCUUUGUAUACUGCACAGUUUUGAAAACUGAAGUUUAGUAUUAAAAAUUCUAAAGGACAAAUGGUCAGUUUGUGACAUGGAACAAAUUUAUUUUUCUAGGCAUUUAAUUCUUUUGAUAAGAUGCUGCCAUAGUUGUAUCUCUGAUAAAAUAAUUAUUAUUAUGGAAAAAACUUUACAGUUAUACAAUUCAGACUUAGUAAGUACUAGACUGGAUAAACCAAAGCAAUUUUAAAAACUGUGAAUUUACUAUGGUGCCAUUAUAAUUCACUGUUAUGUUGCAUCAUUUCUAAUCAGUUUGAACUGGAUUGAAUGUUUCAAACCUGGACAUAGGAGAAAGAUAUAUUUAACUUUCUGGUACAAUAAAACUGUGAAAAGAAAAGCAUGUGAUUUCAAAACAAAGAGUUUCUCUAUAUAAACUUGUCUUCUAACAGCCAAGCAACAGUUAUCAUGGCCUGUAUAUGCGAUUCUCAUUGAACCAUGGCUAUAUUUUUAACCAUUCAGUGAAAUAAACCUUUGUGGCUGUAAUGGAUUUUUCUAAUGAAUCCAAUCCAAUAUUAAAAGUUACAUUCAGUUAUUGACAGAGUUGCCAUUAACAUUACCAAGUUACAUCUUAACAUUAACUCUGCACAUAAUUGAUUAGUCAUAUAAUAACAACAUUGCUAUUUUGCCUAUUUCCUUUUCAAAUUUUCCUGGCUAAAUUUAUGGAUUUCCUUGCAACAAUAUGUAAUAAAGUUUUUCAAU
Pseudonaja textilis is the source of this 3661-nucleotide messenger RNA. It is a transcript of the gene POPDC1, whose product is annotated as popeye domain cAMP effector 1. Gene Ontology annotation, cellular component: sarcolemma. Gene Ontology annotation, molecular function: cAMP binding. NCBI's taxonomy places the organism in Eukaryota, Metazoa, Chordata, Lepidosauria, Squamata, Elapidae. The record is from RefSeq and is a predicted model, not a curated record. Gene Ontology annotation, biological process: skeletal muscle tissue development; heart development; striated muscle cell differentiation.